Molecule: messenger RNA, 1648 nt
Organism: Tremella mesenterica DSM 1558
Lineage: Eukaryota; Fungi; Basidiomycota; Tremellomycetes; Tremellales; Tremellaceae
Exons: 3
Coding region: 1-1557 (518 amino acids)
Source: RefSeq, a predicted model, not a curated record
AUGCAACGAGGAAUGUCAAGAGUCGGUACAUAUUCAUCCGCCGAUUGGGAACCACACCGAUACUCUCGUCCUCAUCGACACAAGAUUGCCCACGCAGACCAAGAGGUCUCUCCUCCAGCCUUCCCCUCGAUCACCUCACCCUCACUCCCUCCAGCGGUGCUGAAUGAAGCGUGGUCAGCCAAACACACUCGAGCCAAACGCUUCCCCCGUAUCGGAUAUCGGACGCGAUAUGUGCAGUCCAUACCUCGCAAACGUUUGCCCCGCUCCCCUCCUCUCUCCUGCAAAUCUGACAGGACGCUUGAUCCGCCCGACCGUCUCCCCGCCAGCUUCCUUGCCUCUCUUCACCAAACCCACCCUGGCGUGAGACCCUUGCUCGAAGAUCUGGUACGCCAAUGCGCCAGUACGGGAGAUGGUCUUCCGAUUCAGCUACGCCCAGUCUUCGAAGCCUUGGGUAGCGUCAAGGCCGUUGUUGUCAUGGCCAAUGUCGUCCGAUCCAAUCUGAACAUGGCCGUUUUGAGUACCCAUACGGAUGUUACAGCUCUGAAGCGAACGGUGGCGCACACUCGGCAGAGACUGUAUCUCGAAAUCAUUGCUGCCCUCGCUCUACCCGACGCCCCUUUGCCCUUAUCAGAACCGGAUCACCAGUUCGAACCUGAACCUCGUAUCGUUCUUACUCCUUCGUCUCUCAAUGUUCUUCGCGAGCGACUCCCUACCAAGUUCAAGAAGGACCGCGGUGUGCUCGCCGCUUUCUUCGACGCUGGAAGCUUAUACGGCCAGACCUCGGGCGAAGUCAUAUGGGAGCAUGGAGUGGGGCGAAUGGCAGGGGCCGGAGGAGGAUUUCAUCCCGAAUGCGUUGAUACAGGUGGAUUGAUUCACGUCUUUCUCGACCAUUCGAAUAUUCUCUUCGGACUCAUCUCUACCAUGUACAACAAGCCCAUUGAUUCCUUGCCUCCAAGACAUCUUCGCGUGUUGUCCCUUCCGUGUGUAUCCCUCCUUCUACGAAGAGGUCGCUCGACUCCACCCGGCACUCUACAUGCAGUCGCGUCUUCCCCCUUGCAGCAGGAUCUCGAUCCUCUGGUCAGGUUAGGUUGGGAAGUGUCAAUUUUGAAACGGGUCGAGGUUUAUGAGGACGAAGUCGUUGAUCAUUUCGCCCAAAAUCUCAUCGAUAAACCUAUGAGCCAUCCCGAAUCUCAUGCGUCGGCUUCACAAUAUGGGUUGAAACGAUACAGAGAACAGGGAGUUGACGAAAUUCUGCAUCUCAAGUUACUUCAAACACUCAACUCAAAGCCAACUCCAGCGCCGAAAGGCUCGACCAUCGUUCUGGCCACCGGAGAUGCCAAGGGAGGACAAUUCAACAAGGAUGGGUUUCUCGGAGCUGUUCGGGAGGCGCUUAGCAGAGGCUGGGCGGUCGAGUUAUGGGCUUUCAAGUCGGGUCUAUCCAGAACGUGGUGGACUAUCUCCCAGGCAGAAGGCUGGACCCACGGCGGCAGAUUCUCCGUAUACUACCUGGACGACUGGGCGUACGAACUAGUGGAAAUGAACGACAGCAAUGAUUAAAAUGCUUUCCAUGGAUCACCUUCGCGGUUUGACGAUUCUAUGUUGUUGUAACGUACGCUCCACUCUAUCCCAUGCAUCCUAUCCCAUCGUU